AUGGCUGCGCAAGCCAUUACACAGCGGAACGAUACACAUUUGGUCGUGAGGGAUUUUGAGUUAGCUCGUGCUCUGCCUUUUCUCGGAUUGAUCAAUGAUGUUUCGGGCAGCAAAGUAUAUGUUCUGCUGCAGCGCCAGCAGCACAAUAAUUCUGGACUUGUUGACGUGCGCGGAGAAUCGACGCUUCAGGAUAUCGUUAUGGUAGAUGUUCCGCGAAAUUUUCGUUUACUAGAAGAGCUUGAAGAUGGACAGAAAGGCAAAGGUGAUGGCAAUAUAUCAUGGGGGCUUGAAGAUGACGAUGAUAUGACUUUGACACGUUGGACAGGAAUGAUUAUUGGUCCUCCGAGAACUCCAUUUGAAUCCAGAAUAUAUAAUUUACGCAUAGAAUGUGGUCAAAACUAUCCAAAAGAAGCACCAUCUGUACGGUUUACAACGAAAAUCAACCUGAAUGGCGUGAAUCAAGUUAAUGGCAUGGUGGAUAGGCGAUGUGUACCCGUUCUUCGUCAGUGGAAUAGCACAUUUUAUAUCAAAACGAUUCUUGAAGAUAUACGGAAGACAAUGAUGACUGCGAAAGAGAAUAUGAAGUUACCGCAACCCCCAGAGGGUGCCACAUAUUAG
Molecule: messenger RNA, 618 nt
Organism: Cercopithifilaria johnstoni
Lineage: Eukaryota; Metazoa; Nematoda; Chromadorea; Rhabditida; Onchocercidae
Source: the annotation of a GenBank genome assembly